This is a messenger RNA of Lotus japonicus, 1241 nucleotides long. RefSeq names its product diacylglycerol O-acyltransferase 3-1. Bases 83 to 1087 code for a protein of 334 amino acids. Lineage: Eukaryota; Viridiplantae; Streptophyta; Magnoliopsida; Fabales; Fabaceae. The transcript has 2 exons. The record is from RefSeq and is a predicted model, not a curated record.
CAAGAGAUGAAGAGAAAGAGAACUUCGUAGUUUCAACCUCCAAGAGCCCUCUCCGUCACCGUCAUCGCCGGCGCCGCCACACAUGGACGUCUCCGGCACCAUUCUCCGCCAGCUCACCUACGUCACCGGCGCCGGCACUAACGCUCAUUCUCGUGGCGCGAGAGUUUGGGCGGCGAGGCCCACCGCGAGGGUGGUGAUGGGUUCUGGUUUCUCCGACGAAGGGCAUCUGCAAUAUUACCAAGAUAAGAAGAAAGGAAAACCGGUUGUUCUCACCGCCAAGAAUAAGGUGAAAUUGCUCAAACGUGUUUCCAAGGGUAUGAGUUUGUUCGAUGAAUUAGGGUUCGCUCUGGAUCCCAAUCAACGUGCUCUUUUGAACGAUCUUCAAACAAACCUCACCUCGGAUUCUGGUGAGGGAUUGUUGAAAGAGCUAGAGAAGCUAAGAGCAGAGGAGAAGGAAUUGAAGAGAAAAAGGAAAGAUGAGAAGAAGGCCAAGCUCAAAGCCUCCAAGAUGAAAACUGGGCCUGAUUGUGAGUCUUCAUCGUCUUCGUCUUCUGAAUCAUCGGAAUCGAGUGCCAGCGAGUGUGAUGAGGUGGUUGAUAUGAAUACCUUCAGAGGUGGUGUUGCUGUUGCCCCUGCACCGCCACCUGCGUUGCCACCUUCCAGACCGGCCGCCUUGCUACCUGAGACCAUUGCUGGUGGUGAUGUUUCUAUUGGGAGUGUUAGUGUUGGCUUAAAAAAUGAGAAUCAUGGUGUUUCCACUGCACCUCAGAAGAGGAUUGAGGUGUGUAUGGGUAACAAAUGCAAGAAAUCAGGGGCUGCUGCAUUAAUGCAGCAAUUUGAGAGUGUGGUGGGUGUUGAAGGUGGUGCUGUUGUUGGAUGUAAGUGCAUGGGGAAGUGCAAAAGUGCUCCUAAUGUGAGAAUUCAGAAUGCUGUGGAUCAUGAACUAGCUGAGGGACUUAAUGAUUCGGUUAAGGUUCCAGCUAAUCCUCUCUGCAUUGGGGUUGGUUUGGAGGAUGUGGAUGCUGUUGUGGCUAGAUUUCUAGGAGAGAAUUACCAAGAUAUGGGUAUGGUAGCUGCAACUACUUGAUUCUGUGGAAACGCUAGCUAGUUUGCUGCAUGCAAAUGUAAAUGUAUAUCUGUAGCACUUCUUUCUUUAAAAUGUUCAUAUGUUUAUAUUAUGUAAGUGUUAGAUGUUGUGAAAUUUCAUUUCCUUAUCAAAUUACAUCAAUUCAAUUUUAUCA